Molecule: messenger RNA, 2771 nt
Organism: Octodon degus (degu)
Lineage: Eukaryota; Metazoa; Chordata; Mammalia; Rodentia; Octodontidae
Gene: Atg4c
Product: autophagy related 4C cysteine peptidase
Exons: 11
Coding region: 383-1759 (458 amino acids)
Molecular function (GO): protein-phosphatidylethanolamide deconjugating activity
Source: RefSeq, a predicted model, not a curated record
CCGUUUGGGUGAGGGGUCCCCUCGAGGUCGCAGUCGAGGAGGUUGGGACGUGGUGUCUCUGGCCCCGGGAGGACCGGGUCUUGCGGGGCUCUGCCCCUAGAGGCGACCCUGCGGCCCGGUCCGCGGCCCGGGCGGCCUCGGCGGCUCCCUGCCUCGCGGUGGGCUCCCGUCUGGCUCCGCCGGGGCAGCCGCCGCCCUUCCUGAGGCCCUAGGCGUCCCGGGUGGCCCCGGGCUCCCAGCUGUCCCCCUCUCCCUUCCCAAGCCCCGACCGCUGUCGUCUUGGUCACCGCUCCGACAGCGACGCUCGAGCCUGGUCAAUACAGAAGAUUAAGCUCUACAGAAGAAUGCAAUCAAGUGAUGGCUUUUUCUUUAGAGUUUGAAUAUGGAGGCCACGGGAACAGAUGAAGUUGACAAGCUAAAAACUAAAUUUAUAUCUGCUUGGAACAACAUGAAAUAUAGUUGGGUGUUGAAAACAAAGACAUAUUUUAGUAGAAAUUCCCCUGUAUUGUUGCUUGGGAAAUGUUACCAUUUUAAAUAUGAAGAUGAAAAUAAAAUGUUAACUGCAAGGUCAGGAUGCACAAUAGAAGAUCGUGUAAUUGCGGGAAGUGUAGAAGAAUUUCGUAAAGAUUUCAUUUCCAGAAUAUGGCUGACCUACAGGGAAGAAUUUCCUCCAAUCGAAGGCUCCACGCUGACGACAGAUUGCGGCUGGGGCUGCACGCUGAGGACGGGUCAGAUGCUGCUGGCGCAGGGGCUCGUCCUCCACUUCCUCGGCAGAGCUUGGACCUGGCCUGACGCAUUAAACAUUGAAAAUUUGGACUCUGAGUCAUGGACUUCACACACUGUAAAAAAGUUCACUGCAUCCUUCGAAACGUCGCUUUCAGGAGAAAGAGAAAUCAAAACUCCAACCAUUUCUCUGAAGGAAACAAUUGGGAAAUACUCUGAUGACCGCGAAGUGCAAAAUGAGAUUUGUCAUAGGAAAAUCGUUUCUUGGUUUGGCGACUCCCCCUGGGCUCUCUUUGGCUUGCAUCAGCUAAUAGAAUACGGAAAGAAGUCUGGGAAAAAGGCUGGAGACUGGUAUGGACCGGCGGUAGUUGCUCACAUUUUAAGAAAAGCAGUUGAAGAAGCAAGACACCCUGAUUUACAAGGAAUAACUGUUUAUGUUGCACAAGACUGUACAGUUUACAGUUCCGACGUGAUUGACAAACAGCGUGCUUCCGUGACCUCUGGUAAUGCAGAUGACAAGGCUGUUAUUGUUCUAGUUCCUGUGAGGCUUGGUGGAGAAAGGACCAACACCGACUACCUAGAGUUUGUGAAGGGUGUGUUAAGCCUUGAAUAUUGUGUGGGCAUUAUUGGUGGCAAACCUAAGCAGUCCUAUUACUUUGCUGGAUUUCAAGAUGACAGUUUGAUUUACAUGGACCCUCAUUACUGCCAGUCUUUUGUAGAUGUCAGCAUAAAGGAUUUCCCUCUUGAGACAUUCCACUGCCCUUCUCCCAAAAAGAUGUCCUUUCGAAAAAUGGAUCCUAGCUGUACAAUAGGAUUUUACUGUCGAACUGUUCGGGACUUCCAGCGAACUUCUGAAGAAAUCACGAAGAUGCUGAAAAUGUCAUCUAAGGAGAAAUAUCCCUUGUUUACUUUCGUACAUGGACACUCCAGAGACUAUGAUUUUGCAUCUACUACAGCCAACGAAGAGGACUUCUUCUCACAGGAUGAAGAGAGAAGAUUAAAAAGAUUCAGCACAGAGGAGUUCGUUCUGCUAUAGGGACGGUCACUUGCUGAGAACUCAUUUGACAGGAAAGUGAAGAGUAACAAGGACAUUCAAAGCUGCUUUCACUAAUAGACAAAUAUUAUACAUUCUCUUAAAAAAUUUUGGAAAUACAUGAGUUUAAAGAUAGUUUUCUGAAGUAACUGAGUGACUCCUGUGCUCUAAUAACUGCGAGGUGACUCUGGCUGCAUCCGUGUCCCCGAGGCCCGCUGCUGCGCCUCUUCCUGACUGCGAGCCCGCAGCCCCGCAGCUCUGAGCCUCCCACCUGUGUGGCCCGAAGGCUGCGAUUGCCAGGCGCUUGCAAGCCUCGGUGUCUGUCAUGAGCAGGAGGGCAGAGCAGGAGUCUUCAGUGGUCCACGGCGCCCUGCUCUCCAUGGAGCUGGAGGGCUCUUUGGACGUGUCUUAACAAAUAGUACAGUCCUUGAUAGCUGUGACGUGCAUAUAAUUACAUAAGCAGAAUUUUCGCGCUAAGGUGAUCCUUAACAAUACGACUUUAUAAUGGCUCCUUGUUGUGCUGCAGGAACGCGAUCCAUGAGGAGUAAACGUGAAGCGUUAGCUUUUCCACAGAGGUGAAGGUCAUGCUGUUAAGAGUACCUACAUCCAUUCAGAUCAGAUAAACGAAAUAUAAAAUGGUAGUAGUGUUAUUUUCUAUCUCAAAGUUGGAAUUUUAGGGGUCGGGGAGAUGGCUCAGUGGAAUAAGCGCUUCCCUGGCAAGCGCAAGGGCCUGCGUUCAAUGCCCAGUUCCGCAAAAAAAAAAAAAAAAAAAAAAGGAAUUUUAGGAAAAUUCUGCUUAGGUGGUUUUUAAAUCUGCAAAUAAAUACCAAAGAAAACAUUGGUAGAUUCUCCUCUGAUUCUGGGUAAAGCAGAGUACUAAUGUUUAGAAGCUGAGGCCAUUUACAAGGUAAAUCUGCCUUAUGUGUGUUAUGCGCUACUUAAAGGCAAAUUUGUGAUGUAAAAUAUCAAUUAUUAUUGAGCCAGGAUUAUAAAAUAAACACCUGAAUAAAGACAU